Leptopilina boulardi is the source of this 1434-nucleotide messenger RNA. RefSeq lists its product as uncharacterized. Bases 115 to 564 code for a protein of 149 amino acids. The transcript has 4 exons. The record is from RefSeq and is a predicted model, not a curated record. Lineage: Eukaryota; Metazoa; Arthropoda; Insecta; Hymenoptera; Figitidae.
AUCAGUUUAAAGCAUUGGUUUGCUCUUUUACAAUUACUAGGUGAAGAAACCUAUGAUUUAAAAAUUAAUUACAAAUUAACAAAAGAUCACAUUCAGCCAAAAUAUUAUCAAAAGAUGAAUGUUGCAUUAGCAUUUCAAUUUUUUCAUAUUUAUGAGGCUCUGAUUAUUUGCGAAAAUAGGCAUGAAGACCUCGAGGAUUGCGAGGGUACUAUAAAGUUUUGUGAAAGAAUAACAAAGCUCAUUAGAGCCAUGAAUAGUAGAACAGCUUUUAGCGCUAUGACAACUGAUAACGAAUCCUGGAAGAUUAUAGAAGAUUUCUUGAAAUAUUUAGAAGAAUGGAAAACUGUAGCAAAAGAAAAAAAUUAUGAAUGUCUUUCGGACAAUUGUUCUUAUGGAUUGAAAAUUUCCCUCAAAGCAUCGUUGGAAAUAUGUGAAUUUCUCAUUACGAAGUGUAAUUUCAAAUACCUCAUGACCGCGCGUUUAAAUCAAGACAGUCUCGAAGUAACUUUUUUUCCUUUCUAUUAUGCCAAAAACACGGCCAUUGCAUUCGAUUUUUCGGGAUGAUGCGUGAUUGCUGUGGGUCAAAUGACCAUCCAGACUGUUCCCUUUUCAUUCAAGUAUAUAAAUUGGUAUCAACUUAUUCGUUGAUUAAACCACCUAAGGGAUGUAACGUUACUGGUGAAGAGAUGUUCGAAGUUUUGUUUAGCCUGAAGGAUUUGGAUAAUGAAGAUGAGCGAAAGGAACAGUGGGAAGCAAUUGUUGACAGUAUUCUAGACAGAGGAUCUGGAUCAGAAGUUCUUAGUGGGGACAUACUUGCCUUGGUGGAUCAUCGAUAUUCACAAUCUGAUUUGUCUGAAUAUGUUUUGAGCUAUAUUGCUGGUUAUGUUUGCAGAAAAGCUUCUCGGUUCGCCAUGUUUUCUGAAAAUAAAAAACCUGUGAUAUGUAACGAUUGUUCAGCAAAUUUGGUAUCGUCACCAAGUGAAGAAACACCAGAACGUCACAAACUAAUUCUUCUAAAAACGAGAGGAUUUCUAAAGCAUCCAUCAGUUAAAUUAUUUUAUUUAAUUUCUGUACUGGAGUAUGCCACUAUGGAAACAAUUUCAAAAGAUGAAAUAAAUGUGGAUACUCUUUUUGCUAUUACUCUGAAAUUAGAAGAAUUGACUCCGAUACCUUUUGUUGGCUGUGAAAAGCAUCAAGAAGCCGUUACCAAGCAAGUUGUUAUAUUUUAUCUAACGACACGGAUGUUUUUCUUAUGCAAACGAAGCAAUGAUAUACAUAGUAAAGAAACGAAACAAACCAAAGAGAAGCGCAAGGCCGCAAAAUUAACAAAUGUGAUAGAAAGCAAUUCAAACGAUGAAAUGGAGAUAAAUUGCUGUGAUGAUGAAACAAAAAUUGCGAAAAGAAAGAGCCGUAAAAGGAAAUCGACUACCAUCG